CGUUGUCUUCUUCGUCGAAAGAUAGGGAUAGACCGCCACUUCAGCCACGGGGACGAUUCCAGAGCGAGGUCGACGGAUCGAGCUCGAGGAGACGACCUCGCCCGAAUUCGUACGAUGAGUUCGGGGCGAAGCCGAUGUUGGGUGGGUUGGGUGUCAAUCGGAGGUCGAGGUUCGAGAGUAUGGUGAAUCUGGGGGCGGGGAUGGGGGCUGGUGGUGGACCAGGGGGGAGCGGGACGAACAGUCCGUUGGGAGGGUUGAGUGCGAGUGAUUUGUUGGCUCCGCCGAGGGAGGGGAGGGAGUCGAGGAGGAAUUCGGCGGAUGGGGGGUAUGGGUUGGGUGUGGGUGGGAAUGGGGCGAGUGCGGUGAGGAAGACGUUGGUGGUGCGGGAGGAGGGGAGGCCGCCUACGCAUUUCCAACUCGGGAACUGUAUCGGGCGGGGACAGUUCGGUGCUGUGUAUCGUGCGCUGAAUCUGAACACGGGACAGAUGGUCGCAGUGAAGCGCAUAGGCCUGGACGGGCUCAAGGAGGAAGAGGUCACUACGCUCAUGAGGGAGGUCGAUCUCGUCAAGAGCUUAUCUCACCCCAGCAUCGUCAAGUAUGAAGGCAUGGCACGCGACGAGAAUACGCUCAGCAUCGUUCUCGAGUACGCCGAAAACGGAUCCUUAGGGCAGACUCUCAAAGCGUUCGGAAAGCUCAAUGAACGGCUCGUUGCCAGCUACGUCGUCAAGAUCCUCGAAGGCUUGCACUACCUCCACCAAUCGGACGUCGUCCACUGCGAUCUCAAGGCCGCGAACAUCCUCACCACGAAGAACGGGAACGUCAAACUUUCCGAUUUCGGAGUGUCCUUGAACUUGAGGGCUAUGGAGCGUGAGAUCAAGGACGUCGCGGGGACACCGAAUUGGAUGGCGCCGGAGGUGAUUGAACUUAAGGGAGCGUCCACAAAGUCGGAUAUCUGGUCCUUGGCGUGUACGGUCAUCGAGCUGUUGACGGGCAAGCCUCCUUAUGGGGAUAUUGCGAACACUAUGACUGUCAUGUUCCGUAUCGUCGAGGACGAGAUGCCGCCAUUGCCGGAGGGGAUCUCUGAACCCCUGAGUAACUUCCUGCGGUUGUGCUUCGACAAGGAUCCUGAGCUACGACCCAGUGCCGAGCUGCUAUGCGAACACGAGUGGCUCAAGAAGCACUGGGGUGCUCAUAAGGAUCUUCGGCCUCAAGAUAGCAUUCCCUUCCUUCGCAGGGUCAGCGCCGACCUUCAUAAACAUGAGGGUAUCCGCCACCUUGCUUCACUCGACAUGUCUGAGCCUGCGAAGGUGGAGGACGAGACACCGAGCUCUCCUCGCAGGCUUUCGAAUGGAACUGUCCCGCCACCGACGCCUCUUCCCCAGACGAUUCCCGAUAGCGAGCUUCUCUCCGUCCGCGAGCAUACGUUUGUGAAGACCACCUUCAGCAAACCCGUAAUCUGCAGGGUGUGUAUGCAGAACGUGAAGAAGAGCGCCGUGCUCUGCUCACAAUGCAGCCUCAUUGCGCACUCCAAAUGCGCAGCGAACGCACCGCCGACAUGCGACCUCCGUUCUCAGCUCCUCCUCUACGCGCACUUCGCGGAGCGGGGCAGCCCAGUCGACUUUAUCUCUGCUUCUCGCGGUCCGACCUCGGUCACGAGCGACGGGAACGGGGCUGCCAGUUCUUCCCGAGCGAGCCUUGAUGUUCCUCCGCACUCUCCGCCACCGAAUUCCACUUCGACGACGCCGAUUCCGCAUCCGCCUACGGCGUAUAAAGUUCGCCAUCCGUUCAAGAGGCAGUCUAGACAGUCGCUUACUCCCGAGCCUACGCCUUCUUCCGCUGCGUCCGCGACUGUACAUAAGGAUAAGGAGAGGGAAAGGGACAGAGCGGGACAAGGCCAUCAUCAGCAUCAGCAUCAUGAAGAGAACAUCAUUCGUCGGAAGUUUUCCAUCCUCGGUCGGACGCACACGAAAGAGACGAAGGAGCCACCAAAGUCGAUCUCUUCGUCCAGCUCGCCACAUACGUCGUCCAUGCGAUCCAUGAACACCGCGCCUGAGAGUCUGUCUAGUCGACAUGCGGCCGGUGUGUCGGGUGGUAGUGGGAUGAGGUCCGUCACGGAGACGGGGACGAGGAUGUCGGGCAGUAGGGCGUCCGAGGCGGAUACGACCACGGAUAUUCCGAGGGAGUCGAGGAUGAGCAUUUAUUCUGGGACUUCGGUGGCCGGUGCGAAUGAUGGGGAUGUUGGUGUGGGUAUGACGGAGGGGAUGCCGGGAGGGAUGGACGUGGGGACGAGACGGACGAAAAAGGGGAAGCACGAGUCUAGAGGGAAGGAGAAGGAGGGGGGGUGUAUUAUCCAGUGAUGCUCUGUUUCCGUGUUUCGUGCCCGCGCCUUCCGCUCAUCUUUCCAUACCUCUUCUCCAUCCCUGUCCAUUCCCUCUGAGCAUUCUUCCUCGACUGCUACUUCUAUGUGUACAUUUUAUAUCCCCCUUCUUUACAUACGUUCGUAUCUUAUAUCAGGUUAUUAUCUGUACUGGUACCCCUUCGUUCUCCUCACUUUCCUCACUUUUUUCUUUGAUCUUACAUGCCCAGACACGACAUACCACGGGCUCAUUUUUUCCACCUUACUCAACAGUGUCGCUCGCGUACAUACGUAUACCUAGUCUCGAUCCGUCUCUCUUUUCCUCUCUCUCUAAUCUCUCCCAGCUCAGCUUAGUAGUAGGCAUUGUGCAAUCAAACUCUCCCUGGGACUUCUUUUCUUUUCUCCUCUCUCCUCUCUCGUCAUUCAUCAUUUGUCAUUUUAUCUUUUCUUUUAUCCUCUGUGUGUUCUUGUGUGUCCGAUCAUUUGAUACCUCGACUGUCAUCCACUUACCCAUUCAUUCUGAUUCCCCUGUUUCUUCAUUAUUCUGUUUC
Molecule: messenger RNA, 2907 nt
Organism: Stereum hirsutum FP-91666 SS1
Lineage: Eukaryota; Fungi; Basidiomycota; Agaricomycetes; Russulales; Stereaceae
Product: kinase-like protein
Exons: 6
Coding region: 135-2357 (740 amino acids)
Biological process (GO): protein phosphorylation
Molecular function (GO): protein kinase activity; ATP binding
Source: RefSeq, a predicted model, not a curated record